This is a messenger RNA of Eleginops maclovinus (Patagonian blennie), 4191 nucleotides long. It is a transcript of the gene paqr6, whose product is annotated as progestin and adipoQ receptor family member VI. Bases 155 to 1456 code for a protein of 433 amino acids. Gene Ontology annotation, cellular component: membrane. The transcript has 8 exons. Lineage: Eukaryota; Metazoa; Chordata; Actinopteri; Perciformes; Eleginopidae. The record is from RefSeq and is a predicted model, not a curated record. Gene Ontology annotation, molecular function: signaling receptor activity.
CCUCUUUCUGUGAGCCCAUGAAGCUGUGGUGCUAUAGAGACUUCAGAGUGGACGGAUUGGGCUGCAGGGACCAACAUGAGAAGUAUAAACAUAAAAAACGCCCAUUAGUUAAAUUUAUUACUUUAGUUAAAAGUUCCUGUGAUCUGUUUGAGAAAUGUCCAUGCAGGGGUCUGUGCUCGCAGUGGGGAAAUGCCUCGCCUGUCUAGAGUUUAUGUUGUUCCCGGUGUGGCGGGGGAUAGGGGUCGGUGCUGGCGUCGGUGGCAGGUGGAUACAGGGCUGGGGCCGCUGCUUGCAAUGGGAGCCUGACAGUCCAGGACAAGGGGCCCGGAUCCCGGUGUUUGACUACCCUGUGUGGGUCGUCCUCUGUCGGGGGGGACGCGCCAGGCUCAGGGAGGUCUGUCAGAGAGGGAGGGGGGCCAUCAGACUGCCCACAGAUAUGCUCAGCAUCAAGCUCCCCCAGCUCUUCGACAUCCACCAGAUCCCCAAGGUGUUCAGGGAAGACAGCAUCAUCUCUGGAUACCGUCACCCCCACAGCUCAGCGCUGGACUGCAUCCUCAGCAGCUUCCAUAUGAACAACGAGACGGUCAACAUCUGGACCCACUUCCUGCCGACAUGGUACUUCCUGUGGCGUUUCUUUGCGCUCUGCUCCACUAUGAACUUCCUGACGGACAGCUACACCUGGCCGCUGCUGGUGUACAUGCUGCUCAUCUGCAUUUACCCCUUCACCUCCAGCUGUGCACACACCUUCAGCACCAUGUCCCCAGAGUCCCGCCACAUCUGCUACUUCUUUGACUACGGAGCGCUCAGCCUCUACAGUCUGGGUUGUGCCAUAAGCUACGGGCAUUAUGCCAUGCCAGACUGCUGGGUGAACACCUGGCUCCAUCAACACUUUGCCCCCAUCGCCAUUGGAAACACUGUGUUGUGCACCAGUCUGUCGUGCUACUCCAGGUUCCUGGAGCUGCAGUUCCCACAGAGGAGUAAAGUCUUGAGGACGGGAGCGUUUGUCCUUCCCUUUAUGUUUGACACUGUACCUCUGUUUUACAGGAUCCUUCUCUGCUGCGGGGGAAACUGCCUCCCUAGCGAGGCCCUGUCCAGUCACUGUUACCACCUCCUCUUCGCCUUCCUCACCUGUUUCCUGUUUACCUCACACUUCCCAGAGAGGUUGGCCCCAGGGCGCUUCGACUACUUUGGCCACAGCCACCAGCUCUUCCACAUCAGCGCUGUGGUGGGCACCCACUUCCAGAUGGAGGGUGUGAUGGCGGACAUGGCCUCGCGGCGGACGUGGCUCCUGGCCCACGGAGCCAUGCCUUCCUUCCUGGGGACCAUCGGGGUGCUGGUCGCCAGCCUCGUCCUCAACCUGGGCAUCAUCGGCAUUUUCAGCGCCCCGUUGCUGUGGAAAACCUGCCACACCUCCAACCAGCCUCGCACAUCCGCCUGCGAGUGCAAGGAGAAGUGAGGUCGGCGUUUCCUCACAGAACGUCCGAGGUCCGGGCCGUUUGUCUGUGCAGCGUUUGAGAUGACUAACAAUCACCGUAGUGCUCGACUAACACCAAGAUAAAGACUUUGGUGCAUCAGGCCCAGUGCUCGAAGUAUUUCUCUAACACUCUUAUAUCUGAAGAAUUCCUGUGUUCACUCAGCAGCUGAGGACCCAGUCGCCUUUAUUGGAGCCUUUUUUCUGAUGCUACAUUAAGCUCGUAUGUGAGAAUACAUGUCUAAUGUGUACAAAAUGAUUAUUUAUUUUUAAGCUUCCUCAAUGUGCAUCUAAAAAGGCUCUGGGUUGAAGGACGCAUGCUGAGAAGUGCCUUAUUGUAGACCCAAACUUCAAUUUCAAUGUUUACAGUUCAUCACUAAAAGUAUAUUUCACAUUUCAAACUGGAAGCGUCUAAUGUCGCAGGGAUGUUUUUCUGAAUUACUGAUUAUUUUUGUUGUAUGUACGAGGCCAGAUGCUCGUUUUACGUUAUUGAAAAUAUUCUUUGUCACUGGAGUUCUUGGUGAGUGUGGUUGUUCUGUGUUUUAAAGCAGUCUUUCGGCUUUACAUAAUAUGAUGCAGAUUGUGGUGCCGGCUCUUAUACAUCCACCUAUAUUUUUCACUCUGCAGGGCUGGGAAUGGAUUUGCAGAUCAUGUGGUUCCUUUUUUUCUGAUUGCCUGCCUUUUAUAAUGAACCCCACAAUCCACCCUAAAAAAAAUCUUACAGCGUGGCGUUGAUUAAAAGACAGGUACCUUUUUUAGAACGGUACAUUACCAUGGCAACACUAUAGUGGCCUCAUGCCCCCUGAAGGUCUUGAAUGGCACCAUUUCACUUGUUCUUCCAUCACAUCGCAUAAGAUCUGCUCCGAACAUUUAUCACCAAAGCGCUGAAAUUCAGCAUUUGCAUAUUUCCAUUACAGUCAUUGUCCAACACUUGAGGUUAAUAACUUAAAGUUAAUAAUUAAAAGAUAUGUAAAGAGGAUUUUUAGUCAGAUUGCAGAUUAACAAACUAGUGUCACUCCUUUUUAUUACAUUUACCAAUAAUAAUUAUAUAUUUAAAAAAUGUAGUUUAUUUAGUAACUGAACAGGAAUUUGGCAUAGAUCUACGGUACAAUAAAUAAAGUAACUAAAGUUUAAAAAUGUAGAGAGAUUAUUGUAUUGGGUUAACAAGUUUAGGCAUCUUAUUUUUUUUGGUAAAUUUAUUCGAGCUAAAAUUAGUUUCUCCAGUUUCUUAAAUGUAAAAUCUGUGUUUCUUUUUUAUGCUUAUUUUUUUACCUCAGUAGUAAAUGUAAUAUCAUUAGCGUCUGGCCUUCUUAGACAGUUUGCAUUUUCUUUCUGUAUUUUAUAGACAAAAGGUUAGUUGGUGUAAAACACAUUGCACAAAAUUCAGAAAAUUGUGGUCAAAUUUUAGGUUUUUUCACUUUUAUUUUUCACGUUUUAAGAAAAUAAAAUGUCAGGGACUUAAAUCAUGUAAAUUAGAUAAAUAAUUAUGUUAGGCUUUAAUGGGAUGGGGUUGUAGCACUAGGUACAGUUUUCAACAAAGCUCCUCUUACUUGACAUAUUUGGAAGGCUCAUCUGUAUAAAACAGGUUGUAUAGCUUGUAUGGCACACAUUUACACUUAAUACCACUAGUAACACCAGUAGUUCAAACACACAACUCACAGAAAGCACGUAGCUAACACACGCUCACACGUCUUAUAGCUGUGUUGGUAUAGAUUUUUACAAGAGGGUUAAUGUAUGUGAUAUUAUGGGAUGAGGUGUAAGACAGGUCCGUGUUGGAUGCAGAAGUAGGAAUGUGGGACACGGUGAAUGUGUAGAUUCACACACACGCACACAAGAACACACACUUUGAAUUACAGCAGGGGAGAUGUUUUCAAGGUUAGUGUGUAUAAAUAUCAUGUCAGCCUUUGUUGCAGACAAAACAGAGCAGUAUUUGCCCUCAAUGCCAGCAACUCUUUUUGUUUUAUCUCCACCCCUUGCCCACCUUUUGAUCGAUAUUUUAUUUUCUCGACAGUCAUCAUCUUACAGCGUUCCUCGGUUUGACCCUGUUGAUUCUUGGAAUUGCAUCAUUACGGGCUUCUGUGGUGGUACUUUGCCAUCGACCCAAAAAUAGUUUGGAAUUUCUGAGCUGCUGCUGUUGUUUUUGCUUCUGUCAUCUCACUCAGUCUCUGCCGUUUGGUGCUUGCACUGUUUUCAGCAGUUUGACGGUUAUGAAGCUCGAAGAUGCUUCAACAUCAAAAAUGUCGAUGCUGAUGUCGUCUUUUUCUCAAUUACAUUUUUACAUUUAGCCUGAAAAGUAUCUGUUCUGAGCCCAGAAAUUCUCCAGACCACACCACUGUAUCUGCUGUUUUUAUGGUAAACUUGUUGGUUUACUCUUCAAUGGACAGACAGAUUCAGGUUGUAAUUAUCAGGAAAACUGGGCACUCUUCUUGUGACGACUUUUUAAAAACAAAUACAGCGUGUUGAAGGAUGCUCGAAUAUGUGUAAUGGAGAGAAAAGAUGAGUGCUUAGUCAAACAUUUGAUACAGGAAUUCAAAACAGGGUUUGACGGAUUCAAAGGUGCCUUUUUCAUUUUGUUUCAUUUUGUUCCUUGUCUGUUUUUAAAAAAAACAACAAACUACUCAUAUGUAUAAAUAUGUAUGUGUUUUUUCCUGUGUUCAAUGUGUACGUUUUUUGUUCUACUAGACUUAUGUAAUAAAUUAAGCUUUUUGUAAGUGUACAAA